Venustampulla echinocandica is the source of this 762-nucleotide messenger RNA. RefSeq lists its product as uncharacterized. The transcript is spliced from 4 exons. Gene Ontology annotation, molecular function: cysteine dioxygenase activity; ferrous iron binding. Bases 1 to 762 code for a protein of 253 amino acids. The record is from RefSeq and is a predicted model, not a curated record. Lineage: Eukaryota; Fungi; Ascomycota; Leotiomycetes; Helotiales; Pleuroascaceae. Gene Ontology annotation, biological process: L-cysteine catabolic process.
AUGAGCUCCCUCAAAUCAGCAACUAUGCGAUCUCUCCGAUCUAAACCCCUCACCAACAGCAGCCGCCGAAUCCUCACCACCACUGGUCGAAACGUCGGAAUGGGAGCAACAACCAGAAACGCUCCAACAUAUGCCCCCACCACAACCUCGCAUCCUGACUAUCCACCAUCCUACACCCCUUCCUAUCCUCCAAAUGAUCUCCCUGGAUUUGCAAACACAUCGCUUUAUCCAAAGCAAACCCCUUUCAACAACCUCCUGACCUCGCUCACCGCCACCCUAACCAACCCGAACAAGUCCUCGAUGCCCACACUACACAACCUCCUCCGCGGCUAUACCUCAGAUCCAACCCACUGGUCCAAAUACGCCCAUGCCAACCCAGACAAGCUGUACACGCGAAAUCUUGUGUGCGAGUUGCCGGGUGUGUUCAACUUAAUGCUUCUGGUGUGGACCCCUGGCAAAAUCCUCCAAGGCUCGAUAACAGAAACACGCUUCGCUACACCCUCUAGUCCUGGUCAACAAGGUCCGCUUGUUCAAACAUCAAACAAGAACUUUGGCCUAAAUCAGGUCUCGUACAUGGCAGAUAUUCUCGGUCUACACGAAAUAUCUAACCCUCACCCAACAGAAUAUGCAGUUUCUCUUCAUUUAUACACACCACCAAACGCCGCCCUCCAUGGAUGCCAUGUAUAUGACCCGCACGAUGGCUCUGUGAAGCACGUGAUGCAGUCACCCUACGAUUCUAUUUGUGGGGUUGUGCAGCAAUGA